AUGUCAUUACAUACAGUCGUUAUAGAUCGCAAAUUAAAACCAAAGAAAACGAAGUUUUCAUCAAUUCAAUCAAAAACAUCGGUGAAAGAGUAUUGGUUAAAUAAUAUAAAGCAAGAAGAUAAUCAGUUAUUUCGUCAAUCAACAGAAAAAUAUGAGUCAUUAUACACAAUUGUUAAUGGCCCACAUACGAAUCUAUCUUCGAAUGCCAUUCUUGAAUCAUUUCUUUGGGCUUAUUAUCGACAUCAUGACAUAGUUCUUUCACCUGAUGAUAUGUGGUUAUUAGUAUGUAUGUUUUUUGCUCAACAUGUCAAUGAAAAUGCUGAACAACUUCGAUCAAACUUUGUUGAACAUAAUAAAGGAGCAAUGACAUUAACUACAAAUAAUUUCGAUGAUAAAUAUGACUGGAAUGAAUUUUAUGAUCAAAUGAAAAAAGAAAUUGUAAAAAAUACAAAGAAUAAUAUUUGUCAAUUACUAACAGCUGAUUUUUCUACAACUGGAAAAGUAGAAUCAAUUCUUUCAACUGCAUGUAUUAUGAAUACAUUUAAAUUUUACUUUGAAUAUCAACGUGAAAUAUGCAUUUGUGGAAUUCGACAAGUACAUUUCAUGGGUACAUUAAAUGAUUGGCAAUCACUUCGUAUUAAAACUGAACAACUGAAAUUAUUUACAGAUGAGAAGUUUCAUGGAUAUUUGAUUGGUGUAUUGUCAAUUUUCGAUCAAUUUAUCGAAACCUACAAAGAACAAAUCAGCCAAGAAGACAAUAUACCAAAUAACCUCAAUCCUGAUGAUAGUCGUCAAUCUGAAACCAAUUUCUGUCGUUCAUUCAGUGAUAUUCUAAUAUCUAUCCAAUGCGAGGCAGAUUCUCACAAUGAAGAAGUUGGCUCAGAAGAACCACAUUCAGAUCAAUAUUUAUCUACUACUUGUUAUCCCCCAUCAGUCCCCGAGGUCCACACAUCACCCAAUGCGAAUUCGAUAAAUAAAGAUGUGGACGACAAAAAUCAGCGCAGUAUCGGUGAAUUGAUAUUAAUAGAUCCAUUGGGAAAAGAUUAUCCAAACAACAGUAAAAAUUUCUAUGGAAUAAACACAUGGUCAUUAGCUCGUGUUUGUUUAAAUAAUUCAAAUGAAUCUUUACCAAAAUAUUAUAUUCGGAAUCAGUCUCGAGCAACUAUGAGUAUGUCAGACGAACAAGAACAUCAAAUUGCUUUAGACGACCUAACUAAAAUGUGUGGAGGUACCGACAAUGAACAACAAUAUUGGUUUCAUGCAACAAGUUGGAAUAAUGCACAAAAUAUCAUUGAAACAGGUCCACAAAUGGGUGAUAAACCAUCUGAUUAUUCAUCACAUGGAGCAUUUUAUCUCAAUCCCUGCUAUUAUGAUUGUUAUGAUUGGUUUAUUACUCGUAAUUCUGUUUUUAAAGGACAUCACGCAAUGAUAAUUUAUAAAUUUAAUCCAGAAGAACUUAGUAAAAAGGAAGAAACACCUGAUAAAAAGCAAUGGAAAAAAAAUGUCAAAGAACUUAAAGAAUCAUCAUUUAAAAAUGAUUUUGAUUGGUCUCGUGUUCGUCAAGAUAAGAAUCCUGGUAAUUUUAGUAAAAAGCAUCAAAUCGCAGCUCGACCAACAACUCAAGGAAAACUGGCAAUGCAGUUGGUAAUACAUACUGCAUCUAUGUGUGAAAAAAUACAUCUUUAUUUAGCUGGUUGUAUCUUUUAUCAAAAUAUUCCAUCUAAAAGAUCGCAAUAUGAAUAUCAAUACACAGCACAAGAUUUCUUAAAGAAACCGUCAACUGUAUUAUCAUCUUCUCAAAGUAACACUUUGUUAAAUAAUCAACAACACCAAAAGCAACAAAAAAAGAAUGAUUUAAAUGAAAAUAAUCUGAAGAACAAAUUUCGUCCACACAAAUCGAAAAAAAAAUCAUCGAAUGAAGGAUAA
Molecule: messenger RNA, 1926 nt
Organism: Adineta steineri
Lineage: Eukaryota; Metazoa; Rotifera; Eurotatoria; Adinetida; Adinetidae
Source: the annotation of a GenBank genome assembly